Messenger RNA from Peniophora sp. CBMAI 1063, 1248 nucleotides. NCBI's taxonomy places the organism in Eukaryota, Fungi, Basidiomycota, Agaricomycetes, Russulales, Peniophoraceae. The record is from the annotation of a GenBank genome assembly.
AUGGGCGACAACGUCCUCGCAAUGCUGAAUAGCGACCCUAUGCGACUCUAUCGCGCAAAACGAGACGAGGCACACCGCUCGGUCGCAUCAAAGUACACUAUCCUCGGCUUCAUCUCCUCCGGCACUUACGGCCGCGUCUACAAAGCGGCCUCUCGGACCGGCGACGACUUGAACAGGCUUUACGCCAUCAAAAAGUUCAAGCCGGACAAGGAGGGCGACGUAUUGACUUAUACGGGGAUAAGCCAGAGCGCUAUUCGCGAAAUUGCGCUCAAUAGGGAGAUAUUGCACGUGAACGUCGUGGCGCUCAAGGAGGUGAUAUUGGAAGACAAGUCGAUUUAUAUGGUUUUUGAGUAUGCCGAGCACGACUUCCUCCAACUGAUCCACCACUACUCGCAAACGCUGCGAACGAGUAUACCCGUCGGCGUACUCAAGAGCACGACAUACCAACUUCUAUCCGGCUUACUAUAUCUCCACGCGUCACAUAUCCUACAUCGCGACCUCAAACCAGCCAAUAUCCUGAUCAACUCUGCUGGGACCGUCAAGAUCGGCGACCUCGGCCUUGCCCGUCUUGCGCGCGCACCACUCGCACCCUUAUACGCCGGCGACAAGGUUGUCGUAACGAUCUGGUAUCGCGCACCCGAGCUUCUUCUCGGAGCGCGACAUUACACCCGCGCCGUGGACUGCUGGGCAGUUGGCUGCGUCCUGGCCGAGCUCGCAGCCCUACGGCCCAUAUUCAAGGGCGAAGAAGCAAGACCAGACGCCGCAGCUCGCAAAGGAGCAGUGCCAUUCCAACGCGAGCAGAUGCUCCGCGUACUCGAAGUGCUCGGCAACCCCCGCGAAGAGGAAUGGCCCGGGCUUAGCCAGAUGCCGGAGUACGCCGCCCUACGGCGCCUCGAGUCCCAUCAACCGGCGCUUGACUCCUGGUGCGCCCAACGUGGGCUCGCGGGGAGCGCGGCGCUUCUUCUACACGGCCUAUUCACAUGGGAUCCCGCAAGACGACUGGACUCACGCAAAGCGCUAGAGCAUAGAUGGUUCACCGAGGAGCCGAAGCCUCAGCUCAGCGUUUUUGCGAAUGUACCGGCUUCGCAGCUGCCGCCGGCGAGGAGGGUGUCGCAGGAAGAUGCCCCGGGGUUGGUCAAUCCGCCGAUGGCGCCUGUUCCUGCUACUCAGAGUACGGCGGGGUCUGCGUUUGGUGUGCUUACUGGAGGGCACGCUGUGCAUUCGAGGAAGAAGGCUAGACUGAAUUGA